AGCUGAAAGAGGGGGGAAAGUUCUAAAAGAUAUUCGUGAAAAAAGUGACUUACAGGCGUAGCAAAGGACAAACACUAGAAGGUGCAAAUGAUCCAUUAACUGCUGGAGAUAUGGAAUCACAUAAAGUGAUUGUUCAUGGUUUUCGGCAUCUCUUUCCAUUAGUUACAGUGGUCUCUGAGGAACAUGAUCAUGGAGAUAAGAUGAAUAUUGCAGCUGACUUCAAAACAUCUGAUAUAAAAACUCUUGAUGAAGAGCUUCAUGGCAGUGAACAUGAAUUGGUUUAUGCGGAUGAUGUGCUGAUUUGGGUUGACCCACUUGAUGCUAAAGAAUAUACUGAAAAUUUAAUUGAAUAUGUUACAACAAUGGUUUGCAUUGUUAUUAAAGGUGUUCCUGUAGCUGGAGUCAUCCAUCAACCAUUUCUGAAGAAGACAUUUUGGUCGUGGACCAAUCAUGGUCAUUCCAAAGAUCUUUCUAAACCAUUAAAAAAUGAGGAAAGUUUAAAAUUUCCCAGAAUUAUUGUGUCCAGAUCUCAUGCUGGUACAGUAAAUGAGACUGCAAAAUCUGCAUUUGGUGGCGAUGCAGUUAUUAUUCCUGCUGGUGGAGCAGGUUUUAAAGUUUUAUCUUUAUUUAACAAUUUUGCUGAUGCAUAUGUUCACAAAACACUGAUAAAAAGAUGGGAUAUCUGUGCUGGCGAUGCUCUACUUCGCUCUUUUGGAGGUAAAAUGACAUCUCUUAAUGGCAAAGAAAUAACAUAUGGAAAGAAGUUUGAAGUAAAGAAUGAAGGUGGUCUUCUAGCAACAUUAAAUUACCAUGAACACUUCCUUGAAAAGUUAUCAGGCUUGGUAAAAACUGCAAAUAUCCAAUAGGUGAAAUAGUGUGAUUACAGGUUGGACAUUUUGUUUUCUAUCAACUUUCAAUGUUCAUCAUUUUUAAAUUCCAAUGAAGUACUACGUAUACAUUGGUUUAGCUGCAUUGCUUACUUGAAUGACAGAAACCAAUCCCAAAAUAGUUUUAAUGCUUUAUAUUCACGUAAGUCAACCAAUAUAUUACAUAGUUGACAAAAUAAAACAUUUUCUAAAAAAGACGUCAUGUAGACUCAAAUUUAAGUUAUAACCAAGAAGGUUUGAAUUGUAAUAAUUCGGUUUAUUUCAAAACCAUAUCAAAGGACAACUGCAACAAUAUCAAAGCACCAGGAUAGAAGUUUGAUGAUGAUACUUUUAUUAUUAAGAGAUGGCUUGUUCUUGGAAAUCAAAAAGCUUUCAUGUAUCUUCGGACGUCUACACAGGAUAGCAAUCAUUAACCCCAAAGAAAAAGUCUAAUCCUAUCUCAGAAAAUCAAUAAACAGCUUUAGUCGAAUAGCUCACACAUUGCUAUCCAAUACGGGCUAUCGAAGAUACAAAUAAUCGUAUUUUGAACUAACAGGUUUAAUCUUGUAUUAGCAAAUAAUUUUAACGAAAUUGUUUCCCAUUUCCUUUAGCUUAUGUAUGGUUUGGGAUUCUUUCGUGAUUCUUUGUAUACAAUUUUUUUUAUUAAACAGUGAGCACAAAACAUAUUUUUGAAUAUGUAAUAAGUUUUUGUAAAUAGUAUAAUCUACAUAAUAAUACUUGAAAUUUUGAA
Messenger RNA from Xenia sp. Carnegie-2017, 1617 nucleotides. RefSeq names its product putative inositol monophosphatase 3. Gene Ontology annotation, molecular function: 3'-nucleotidase activity. Gene Ontology annotation, biological process: phosphatidylinositol phosphate biosynthetic process. The record is from RefSeq and is a predicted model, not a curated record. NCBI's taxonomy places the organism in Eukaryota, Metazoa, Cnidaria, Anthozoa, Malacalcyonacea, Xeniidae. Gene Ontology annotation, cellular component: endomembrane system.